This is a messenger RNA of Striga asiatica, 2254 nucleotides long. NCBI's taxonomy places the organism in Eukaryota, Viridiplantae, Streptophyta, Magnoliopsida, Lamiales, Orobanchaceae. The record is from the annotation of a GenBank genome assembly.
CAAACUCUUGCAAAUCCAAUACCCAUUCAACUUUACGUUUCACAUCUUCGCAUUUAACAAAUCAAAAUCGGCACUUUUUCAUUUUUGUCCGAUAUUCAUAUUCCUUGCUUCUCCACAGCUUUUACUUCAAUCUAACAUUUCUUCUUUAUUAGACAUUUAAUUCGAACUAGUAAAUAAUCUUCUGUCAUUAGGGUCUAUUGUGAACCAAAUAUAGAAGUGUUCAAAUUUCUUUUCCAACCCUUGUCUGAAUCCUUCAAAACUGCUUUUAGCUUCAAGAAGAAAAAAAGGGCUAGUUUCAAGUGAUGGGCUUUGUAGUGAUGAAGAUGGUGGGAUUUUGAGGGUGGCUGCAGCUGAGGAAAAAUAAAUAAAUAAGUACUGUUUGAAAAUUGGAGAAAGAAGGGAUUUUCCUUCGUGUGUGGUGUUGAAAAGAUUUUGUGGGUUUUGACGCAAUGUUUUGUUGUGUGAAGGGUUCAGAUCGGAAAAAACAAGGGAAAAAGGAGACAACUUGGAGGAUUUUCUCUCUGAAAGAAUUGCAAUUGGCUACAAAUAAUUUCAACUAUGAUAACAAGCUUGGAGAAGGUGGGUUUGGAAGUGUUUACUGGGGCCAGCUCUGGGAUGGUUCUCAAAUAGCAGUAAAAAGGCUAAAAUCAUGGAGUAACAAAGCAGAGGUGGAGUUUUCUGUUGAAGUCGAGAUUCUUGCUCGUGUGCGGCAUAAGAAUCUACUAACUUUACGUGGCUAUUGUUCGGAAGGUCAAGAACGUCUUAUUGUCUAUGAUUACAUGACUAAUCUGAGCUUAACCUCUCAUCUUCACGGGCAGCAUUCGGCCGAGUGUCAUCUCGACUGGGCCAGAAGGCUGGAAAUUGCUAUUGGGGCUGCCGAGGGCAUUGCCUACCUACACCACCAUGCAACCCCUCACAUCAUCCACCGAGACAUCAAGGCCAGCAACAUCCUCCUCGACUCAGAUUUCAAAGCCCAAGUGGCCGAUUUUGGGUUCGCAAGGCUUGUGCCAGAUGGCGCAACUCACGUGACCACCAAUAUCAAAGGCACACUUGGCUACCUCGCUCCUGAGUACGCAAUGCUUGGCAAGGCCUCCGAGGCUUGCGAUGUCUACAGUUUUGGAAUACUCUUGCUCGAGCUUGUUACGGGCCGCAAGCCCCUAGAGAAGUUGGGCCCUUCUUCUCACAGGCGGCCCAUCACCGAAUGGGCCCUGCCGUUGGCCCGCGAGAGGAAGUUUGAUGAGCUGGCGGACCCAAAGCUGAGUGGGAUGUAUUCGGAGGAAGAAUUGAAGAGGGUUGUUUUGAUCGGGCUUGUGUGCGCACACAGCCAGCCCGAGAAGAGGCCCAUUAUGCUCGAGGUGAUGGAGCUCUUGAGAGGGGAGAAUAAGGAGAGGUUCCGUGUUUUGGAAAGUCAUGAGAUGUUUGAGCGAGGCGGGGAAUCUGUGGAGGAUAUUGGCGUGAAGGAGCCAAAGCAAGAAGAAGAGCAAGAAAAUCAAGAAAUUGUUGUCAAGAAGCUUCAAUACCAAAAGCUCCCAGAACAUCUCGUUAACCUCUCUGUUCUAAAAUUGGAUGGCUCUUGUUUCAGUGUUCACAUAGCCAGAAAUGCUACCGUGUCUAUGCUGAAAUCAGCUGUUGAGGAGGAAUUUUGUGUUUCUUUCAAGGAUGAAAACAAAAAAUUAUGGUCUGUUGUGUGGAGCCACUUUUGUUUGUGUCACAAUGGUCGAAAUAUCAUUAGCGACCGAGCUUGCAUUCAGAAGUAUGGUAUCAAAGAUGGUGAUCAGCUUUACUUCAUCCAGAAUAUGAGAAUCGACCUUGCUCCAAAUACUCCAAAGCAAUUCAAGAACAAACGUGGACAAGUGAAACAAUGUCGUCGUGGGAUAGAGACACAUCAUCGAAUUACCACUGAUGUUCGAAAUCAUUGUCUGAAGGGGUUACUGUCAUGUUCAAGAUUUCAACGUCCGAAAGGAAAUGCAUUGGAAUAUUAUUCGAGAGGACUAUCGUACGAAGACUAAAAAGUCCAACACUAGUUAUUAUAGUAUUGAAAUAGCUGGAUGGUUCUGAUUUUUAGGAGUUAUGAUAUGAGCUAAGUAGGGAAUUUUAUGUAAUGUGAGCAAGCAAGAAAAAACAGGAGUUUUUCUGGGGAUUAUGUUAUUGGUUAAGCUCAAAGUAAGGUUGUGAAAUGCUUGUCCUAUAAUUGAAUUAUUGAAGUGAAUGUUUAAUUUAAGGUCGUAUUUAUUUUGAAUUUUUAAGAACUUUU